AUGGCUGAUCAACAGGUGCCGACUGCUUUGAACAAUAUGCUGCUGGAGCACCUGGCUUCGGCGGGCCUUGAGCAGCCCAUCCUCCAGGAAGUUGAGAAAGCCUUUCAGGCUUCAAGCGAGUCGCUUCUGACGUCGGAUCUGACCAGGGUCUAUCAGUGUGGCAUGUACGGCCAACUUGUCGUCCGCGUGGCCUUGCUCACUGGACGCGAAUGCUCCAUCUCGGUGAAGCCAUGGACGACUGUCGCAGAAACCAAAGCAAUUCUGGCGACUGAGCUAGGAAUCCCUCACGAGGACCAUGCGUUGGCGAGCAAUGAUCAGGUCUUGCCCGGUUCAGAAGCUAUCGGAAAGCAUAUAUCUCCAGCCGGAAAUGCUCACCUGACCCUUGUCCGCCUACCUGACGCUCGAGACCUAUGCCGAGAGCUGUUUGCCAGGGAAUUGGAUUCAAUCCCGUCCGGACCCGUCAAGAAGCAGAUGAUCGAAGAGCGUCUGUAUCCCAAGGUUUUCAAAGCUUGCAACUAUCGGAUACGUCCGUCUGUGGCAGGCAAAGUCACAGGAAUGCUGCUUGAGCUGGACAAUGCUGAGCUGCUAGAGCUCCUCGAAUCAGAUGAACUUGUGCUGCUAAGAGUGCAGCAGGCUAUGCGUGUUCUUGGUCAGCAUCUCGAAUGA
This is a messenger RNA of Symbiodinium necroappetens, 666 nucleotides long. NCBI's taxonomy places the organism in Eukaryota, Dinophyceae, Suessiales, Symbiodiniaceae. The record is from the annotation of a GenBank genome assembly.